GUACGUGCGUACGUGUGUGCGUCGGGGCGUGCGUGCGUACGUCGUGCGUGCCGUGAGCUCGCCCGGCACCGCGGCCUCGCCCUCCGCCCCUGAGCCCCGCCGCCCAGGCCGCCGCCCCCCCCCGCUCGCGCCGCCGCCCCCGACGGGGAGGACCAUGGCGAAGGUGGAGCAGGUCCUGAGCCUCGAGCCGCAGCACGAGCUCAAGUUCCGAGGCCCUUUCACUGACGUGGUCACCACCAACCUAAAGCUCGGUAACCCGACAGACCGAAGUGUGUGCUUUAAAGUGAAGACCACAGCACCGCGCAGGUACUGCGUGCGGCCCAACAGUGGGGUCAUUGAUGCCGGGGCCUCUCUCAAUGUGUCCGUGAUGUUACAGCCUUUCGAUUAUGAUCCCAAUGAGAAAAGUAAACACAAGUUUAUGGUUCAGUCUAUGUUUGCUCCGCCUGACACUUCUGAUAUGGAGGCAGUAUGGAAGGAGGCAAAACCGGAAGACCUUAUGGAUUCAAAGCUUAGAUGUGUGUUUGAAUUGCCAGCAGAAAGCGCUAAACCACAUGAUGUAGAAAUAAAUAAAAUUAUACCUACAAGUGCAUCCAAGACAGAAGCACCGGCGGCCGCUAAGUCCCUGACAUCGCCCCUCGAUGACACAGAAGUAAAGAAGGUGAUGGAAGAGUGCAGGCGGCUGCAGGGCGAGGUGCAGAGACUUCGGGAGGAAAGCAGGCAGCUCAAGGAAGAAGACGGGCUUCGGGUGAGGAAGGCGCUGCCAAGCAACAGCCCCAUGGCGGCUCUGGCUGCCACCGGGAAGGAGGAAGGCCUGAGUGCCAGGCUGCUGGCUCUGGUGGUUUUGUUCUUUAUCGUCGGUGUCAUUAUAGGGAAGAUUGCCUUGUAGAGGCCGCAUGCGAAGGAUGGCAGAUUGGAUUGAUGGAUCUACCACACCAUGGGAUUUAAAUUUAUCAUAACCAUGCGUAAAAAGAAAUUAAUGUAUGACGGCAUCUCACAGGUCUUGCCUUUAAAUACCCCUCCCAUGCACACACAAAUGCACACACAAAUAUAGCAUAAUAUAAUGAUCUUUUAGAAAGUUAAAAAUGUAUAGGGAAUGGAUGGGGAAAGAAUGGUCUGUUGCCGUAGGCCGGGCCGUGAUUAACCACAGUGGCAUCUUGUAGCUGUCACAUUCAGUUCGGGUAGGCCGUGGCACGUGUUGCUAGAUCACUCUCUUAAAGCAAGAGGCUCUUCCUCACAUGUUGGGGCUGGCCCGUGGGAAUGGGCGUCCUGUGAGGUGGGGUGAGCUGUCUUUCCUUCCCUAGGUGGCUUCCCCAGGCCUGCUGUUCUGUCCAGGCACCGUCCCCUCAGGCCUACAGAGCUGCAGGAGCCAAAGUGCAUUGCACAGCGGCCACAUCUUGUGUACCUGUAGGUCGUGUGGGAGAGACAUGAGUGGACCGACGGGUCCAACACAGGGAAAUCGAAGUCUGUGCUCUGUUCUCUUGAAGGGACCAAGCUAAAUUACUGUUGGUUCGAGCAGUGAACUGAGUUGUUAUCGGAGAUGGCUGAUGCUUAUUUAACCUAUUUCAUCUCGUGUGUUUCUGCUGUCACCAGAGCACAGGCAGUGAGUGCUGCAGACCACCAGUGAGGAGCGGCUGCUGCUGUGGGCUCUGUGGCUCUGAGGGAUGGGGAGGCUCUGAGUCAGGAAGUGCUUUGUUGUAGGUCAGUAACAGCUGUCCUGAGGAGGGAUGCUCUUUGUAAUGACAGUCAGCUCUGGAUUACCCAGUCUUCUAGAUUGCCCUACCAUUCAUCCUUCUAGAACAUAGGCCAGCUCUGACCUGCCCUUCUCAGGAUGAAUGAGUCAGGCUGCAGAGGGUGAAGGGCGUAGAGAGGGUGGGGUAGGGGUAGGGGAGCCCCUCAGCAUCUGCUGGUGAUGAAGAGUCUCGACUGUGAAUUAAUUUCAUGCCAUAAAAGACCGAUCCAGUUCUGCUCAACUAUGUAGCAUAUUAAAGGAAGAGAUUAAAAUAAAGCCCCAAAUUCAGAGUCCUUUUGUCAUUUUGUCACAUUUGCUGUGUGGGGUUCUUAUUAUCAGUCAUCGUUAGCGUGCUAUGGACGGUUGAUUUUAAAAUGAGCUCUAUCAGUGGGAAACCCAUGUGUAAUGAUUUGACUCUGCACACAUCUGUAUACACAUGCACACACAUAUAUUACUAUUACUUUUAUUAUUAUAUUUUGGUUGGCUUCAGCUUAACAGCAGGAGUCAUCUCAGGCCGGCUGUCCUUCCCCUUCUGUGACCUUGGCCCUUCAGUGACAGGCCUGGGCCUGAGAGGACAAGCCCAUCUAAAGGAAGACUGGCCUAGACACCUGGGACCACACUGCUGCUGGGCCUGAGUAGGCAGCUGGGACCUGGAGACGGCUGAGACGGCGCUGGGCGGGAAGCAGCCCGAGGUACCCUCAGGAAAUGCUAAGCAGUUUCCAGGUCCUUUCCAAGGACCUGAGGAAGGGAAGGUAUGGCUGAGCUGAGGGUGAGGUCGGAGCUGCCACCUCGCUUCCUUGGUGGACUGAGGUUCAGCAGUCUAAGGUGCUGCCAGUAAUUCUUUUGCAGCUUUUGAGGACGGAGUAACUCAGCGCCUCUGACAGGACCUGGAGUGUCAUAUAGCUCUAUGACACAGGAGUCAGGGUCUGCAAGUGUUCCUAAGGGGUGGCUCUGUGUGCCAGAAAGACUCGAGAUGCAUAGCCAGCUGCUGAGGUCAGAGCAUGUCUGGAAGCCGCCGCGGCUUGGGCUGUGGAAGGUGAUUGUGUGUGCGCUGUCACAAUGCUCUUAGCAGGCCAGAGGGUGCAGACACUUCUGCAGUAGCAGCAACAACAAAAACUCCACAUACAAGGGUAUUCUUCCUUUGUGUGGCCCUCGGAAGCCUGUCCUCAGAGAGAUGACUGGCAGUGUGGUAGUUGGGGGCUUCUUGACCAAGGGGAUGAUGGGAGCUCUGGGAAGGUUAGCAAGGCACAGUGGGUCAUCCGGUCACUAACGAAUGCUGGAAGAGAGGUGUCAGUAGGAAGAGCACUUUCACGUGUGCUCUAAGAGAGCUCUGCACAUUUGGGGCCUAGAGGAGGUGAGUGUCACUCUCUGUACCACAACUCUGCUGUCUCAAAGACAACAGAGUCAGGUGUCCUAGAAGGUGUGAAACUGAGAGCUAGUAAGGUGGCAGCUAAGAGGCAGCCAGGACAAGUCCUCCAUGGUUACGGGGCUGCUGCCCCUCCUUAUUAAGUGUCCUGGCUUUAAGCACCAGCCACCGUGCUUACAGAUGGAUACAGUAGCAGAGUCCCACCAGCUGCUAUUGAUUGAAUUUCCAAGUUGAUAAUUUAAGCUUGGAAAGAGACAGAGCACCUCUUAGAGACAACGAGCACUAUUAUCCGGCCGUGUGAGGCCCUGGCUUUAAUUUUCUUCUCCUCCUACUUUGCAUGUUUUCCCUCUCUGGUCUUUUAAACUGCUGGCACCAGCAGUAAUAAAUACUGAUAAAAUCAAAAUUGAUUUUUACCAGUGGACAGUUUAUGCCUAGAGAGACGGCUUAUACCUACAUAACACAGAAGGGGGGAUGAAGAGCCUCCAGUGAGCCGUGAAAAGCUAACUGCUUUCAAACAAAUCCUAGGAACAGCAUUGCUGUGUGAAGAUAGCAGCGCCCAGCCUGCAGGCUGUGUUGAGUCAGACAGAACUGAAUGCAGCCAGAGCUAAAUAGCCCCUCAGAUUAAUUUGAAAACAAGCCCUGUGUGUGCAUUUGUAUGUUUGUGUGUAGCAUAUGUGCUGUGUGUAAGCAGCUUGACAGUUCCCAAAUGGUGCCUGUAUCUUUUUUUUGCACACAGAUCUUAGUGUUUUCAAACUCAGAGUCCAUGCCAAAAUGCAGUAUCAUUUGUCAUUUUCAGGCUUCUGAAAAAUAACUGGCCCAAGUGCAAAUUUCUAGUUACAGUUUGCCAAACCCUUAUUUUAAGGGAGAGACUGGGCCAUGGGACAGUUGGUCCUGUGAUCUAGGUCAUUCUGUAUACCUGAGUGACAUUCUCCUUCCCAGGCCUCCUCCAGUAUAGACAGAGGCCUAUGUUCCUAUUGCUGCUGUGGCAGCUGUCUCCUGUGGACUCUGUCUACUGUGACAGAGGGGACGAGUAAAACUUUGUUAGUAACAGGAAGGCAGGCACCAGGCUCAUCCUAAUUACACUUGGCCUUGUCGGCUGUUACUGAGAAUGAAUGCUUCUUAAAGCCAAGCAGAAAUGCAGUUGUGUUUAAAGGUCCCCUGCAGAGCAUAGAUGGAUGGCUACAGCAUAAGGAGGCCUGGCUAUCAGUCUCGGGGAUCAUGGCCUGAUGGCUCCCUCGGGGUUCCCUGGCCUGAUUGAUCAGACAUGGAAAAGGCCUUUCCUCUAGGAACCUUUGUCAACACUACUCUGGCUGCAGAGCACCUCACAAAACCUCACGUUAGGCUCUGCCCUAUACAGUGGAAUAAAAAAGCCCCAGUGCAUUAAGGUGGGCAACCGUUUAGUUCUGAACUAAGUCAGCCCCAACCUGUGUGUACAUGCUAACACACUGCUUGUUGGAGACCUUCAAGUCAGUGAAGGGAACAAGGCAGAGGGAGGUGUUUGCUCCAGCUCACCAGCCAUGCUGUCUGCCACCCUGAUCCAGCUGGUGUAUCCAGGCUGAGCAGGAAGAGCCAGGGCUCUAGUGUGGCCUGCACACAUUCCACAUGAUGAAUGCGUAUGGUCAUUUCCAUUUUGCUCACUGCCCAUGUGCCUGGGGAAUUGUGGAAGCUUUAGAAAGAAAAUUACCACUAUGUCUCAGUGAGGUGAGGCUGCUGUGUCUGGAGGCUCCUCAUAACUUGUAAAUUAAAUGUGAAUGAGAGAAGUUCAUUAAAAGUGGCAUUCUAGAAGUGGCCUAUUGAGGUUUGAAAGCAGCUGAGCUCAUGGUGUCUGGGCUCCCUCUAAACCUGUGGAGAAAUGCAUGAACAAGUAACAGGCGACAGUCACAGGAGCAUAGGGCGCAGGCAGCUUGGGUGCUGUGAGUGGAUCACUGCCUGGCUCCCUGCCCUCCAACGGUUACUUCAUGCUCAACACAUGAGGCUCAGCCACUAAGAAUAUUCACUAUUCGGAGUGCACAAGGGAGCCAGGCCCCUAAGGGAAGGGACUAGUGCUAUUUCCACAGCAGUGUGCAUGUUGUUUUCAUUUAUUCCCAGUACAUAAGAACAAUUUCAAAGGCAUAACACACACACAAACAUCUGUGUAUUAGGGUUCAGAGAGAUCCCAGGAAGGUAGAGAGGUGGUUUUGGUGGAUAUAAUAAUUACCUUAAUUUUCUUUUCCUUAAUGGAAUUAAUGUAUUAGAAGAUGUUUGCUUCUGCUCUACAGAAAAGGAAAGAAAGCUAACAGUAAAAAACACAGCUAUUCACCUCACUACAAAUGUUCGCAGUUAUGCUACGUGGAAUGUUUCCACAGUGUGGAUUCCACUGAUGAAAAGAUGUCUCUAGGAAGGGGAGCGGCUGCUGGUCGCUGAGUGCUGCAACCUAUAAACGCUGCUGCUCUUUAUUUGGAACCAGGAAACAUUGAUCCUGUAACAAUGCCCUAUUACAGUUGCUGUAUUGCAGCGAGGGCUGUUGCGGGUUUAAUCAUCUCACUAAUGGAUGUGGGUGCAGGAUAGGUACCCUGCCUUGCUGUUCUGCCUGCAUCCUGAUGAGCCUCAGUAGCUGUCGGGGCCAUUGCAUGCUGGAGCUGCAGCUGCAGUUCCAUCUCCCGAUGCUCAAAAGCCAUAGCUGGCCGAAAUAAAACAGAGUACCUGAUCCUUUUUGCCUCCCUCCAGAAGACACCAACUAUGGGAGACAAAUCCGAUCCUUUAACACAACCUCAUUAAGGCUCCAUGCUAACAGGAGUGCAGCGCUUACGUGGCUUACAGACAUGAUAAAUUAUCAUGCACGCUCCACACAUCGACUCACCGGCUCUCCCUGUAACACAGAAAGGCCUCCAUCUUUUUUUACGGAUGGGCUACCUGCAUUCCCAUCUCUUUGCUUUUUAGAAGUAAACUAAGUUCAGAUGCUAGCCCUCUAGUGCAGCAUUUAUUUAAAAGAAAAAAAAAAUGCCCUUUCCCAUUGAGUCUGUUACAUGGCCUCAAAGGCCAGAAUUUAUUGUCUGUGAUAGUGAAACCAUGUGUACAAAACUGCCUUCUGUUCAUGAUCCAUGUAGCAGACGUUCCUAAAAUGCUUUCUCUAUUUUCCGUAUGAUGAGGUGCUCAGAAAAUAAUCAGCAGGAGUCAUUUAGCGAUUGGGUGUUUGACUGGUAAGCCGUCUAAGUCGAAUGCAAAAUGCAUCAGGCCUCAUUUUGUGUGUGUGUGUGUGUGUGUGUGUGUGGCUGGCGUUUCUUUUGUUUAUUCUGGUUUGGUUUUUAAAUAAAAUAUAUGAACUACUGGCAUUUGGAACUUCCUAUAAUAAACACAAGAUAAUGUUUCCAUCACUGCCCCCUCCUCAUUGAGGAGAGACACAGUCUCAGUAAUUCCCCAUCGGUUUUACAUCCAUUCUCAUCUCUAAAUCUCUGCAGCCUGUGACUGUGUAUGCCAAUUCUGACCUCAGUGUAUGUCAACAUUUUAAGGACUGAGCGUUUUAAGGGAUGUUUUAGAAUACUGGUCUUUCCUGAUCUCUCCUUUAUGCUUUUUAAGCUGUAUUUCCUGUUCUGACAUGGGACUUGUUCACACAAGCAGAGCAGGAAAGGAUUCUUUCUCGUGGUGCACUCUGGUUGUCUGAUGUGUGAUAAAUUUGUGCUUUUACGGCUGACUUUACAUUUCCCAGAGGGAAGGAAACGGAUUUCUAGUGUCCAGACCAAAAGAGCCAUUCACCCAGAGUUCUCACAUGUUGUAUACUGGUCUGAUGAAACCUGCCCUGCCGCGGCAUAAACUUUCGUAUGAGCUGUCUCCAUAUAAUGUUAAUAAAUUGUGUGCUCUGAAUACAUGUAAA
Molecule: messenger RNA, 6945 nt
Organism: Mastomys coucha (southern multimammate mouse)
Lineage: Eukaryota; Metazoa; Chordata; Mammalia; Rodentia; Muridae
Gene: Vapb
Product: VAMP associated protein B and C
Exons: 6
Coding region: 155-886 (243 amino acids)
Biological process (GO): endoplasmic reticulum membrane organization
Cellular component (GO): endoplasmic reticulum membrane; plasma membrane
Molecular function (GO): FFAT motif binding
Source: RefSeq, a predicted model, not a curated record